UGGUGCUCUGAAAUUACUUGGAAAAUGGUUGGAAGCUGUGAGACGAUGUCGACUUCCACUUCCUCAUAUACUAAUCUAUGGCCACACUGCACACCUCUCUCUCUCUCAUUAGACAAAAAACAUGACCCCAUAUGUUUUUUUUGUUGCCUAGCAUUUGUCACGGAAUCUCCUGUCUUGUCGUGUUAACCUUCUACCCUAAAACACACACAAUUCCCCUCUUCUCUCUCUCGAUGGCUUCAUUGUCAGCAAACUCAGUGAUGCAAAGAUCUGAGGCCGAUCCUCUCCCGUGCCCUCGCUGCAAUUCCUCCAACACCAAAUUCUGCUACUACAACAACUACAGUCUAUCCCAGCCACGCCACUUCUGCCGAGCCUGCAAGCGUUACUGGACCAGAGGCGGAACCCUAAGAAACGUCCCCAUCGGCGGUGGCUACCGCAAGACCAAGAAGUUCAAGCGCCCCCAGCCGCCCCCCGCCCCCAACCCCUUUCAUACCAUGCAUAUGCCCCCACUCCACCUCAAUUUUCCAUUUCUCGAAACUAGGGUUUCCUCGGAUACUCCUAGAUUCGAUCACACCCAUGCUCCCAAGUCAGGGUUUUCGCCUUAUUUUCGGAACGGAUUCGACCAAAAUAUUGAAGAUCGCGCCGAUUUCAUCGGCUUCGGAUCUUCGAAUUUUGCUCAGCAAAUGCCGUGCGAAGAAAUGCAAGUGGUGGUCGGAAGUGGGCAAAUUGGGAACCAGAUUGAGCAGAUUAGUUCUUCUUCCCUUUUAUGGAAUUCGAACGACGUUGCUGUUUGGUUUGAUCCUUCUUCAUCAGUCUCUUCAAUGAUUUAGUAGCUUUUAAUAUAGUUUCUUUGUGUUUGUAAUCUUGGAUCAUCGUCUCUCCUCUUCUCGGUCUCGUAGAUGCUGCACAUGGUAUAAGAAUUUUAGUUUGUUAAUUAAACUUUAAUGUAUUUCGCUAGGUGCAGUAUCUACGUGACAGCCACUUUUUCAGUUUGUUUUUCUUUUUUUGUGUUGUCAAAAGAUGUGCACUUUAUAAAAUAUACUAUACUAGUGUAGUAGUGAUUUAUACACGUUAUUUGUGGUCUUGUUCUUGUAAUUUGUAUAUAUAUAUUUGGCAAUAUUGCGUACCAUCAAUGCAACCACAUUUUUAGUAAA
This is a messenger RNA of Salvia miltiorrhiza (redroot sage), 1151 nucleotides long. RefSeq names its product dof zinc finger protein DOF1.8-like. Gene Ontology annotation, biological process: regulation of DNA-templated transcription. The transcript has a single exon. Lineage: Eukaryota; Viridiplantae; Streptophyta; Magnoliopsida; Lamiales; Lamiaceae. Bases 132 to 827 code for a protein of 231 amino acids. The record is from RefSeq and is a predicted model, not a curated record. Gene Ontology annotation, molecular function: DNA-binding transcription factor activity; DNA binding.